GUGGAAAUACGUGCAAGAGGGGUUGAAUUCACGUUCUGUUCAUCGUAAAGCUUAUCACAGCGACACUGGAGCCGAAGCAAACCGGAGUGGCGCGGUUGGGGGAGCUUGCAUCGAUCGAAUCCAGCAUUUCUGCUGCAAAUUGAAGCUACUGGUUUGGCUUGAUCGCAACACCUCAUCGAGUAGCGAUUGCUUGCAGGAACCCUACGCUAUCCCGGUGAAAAUGUUCAAAAAGUUCUCAUCUGAAGAAGUUUCAGCCCAAAAUCAAGUGAAGGCAUCUGUACAGCGAAAAAUCCGGCAGAGUAUUGCAGAAGAGUACCCAGGACUUGAACCUGUGUUGGAUGAUCUGCUGCCAAAAAAGUCACCCCUUAUUGUUGCUAAAUGUCCAAACCAUGUGAAUUUGGUCCUAGUUAAUAAUGUUCCACUAUUUUUCAACAUCCGUGACGGACCUUAUAUGCCAACUCUAAGGCUUCUUCAUCAGUAUCCAAACAUAAUGAAGAAGCUGCAAGUUGACCGGGGGGCAAUAAGAUUUGUUCUUUCUGGUGCUAAUAUCAUGUGCCCUGGGCUUACGUCUCCUGGCGGUGCAUUGGAUGACGAAGUACCAGCAGAAGCCCCUGUGGCUAUAAUGGCUGAAGGAAAGCAGCAUGCCCUAGCUAUCGGAUAUACUAAAAUGUCAGCAAAGGAUAUUCGAACAAUCAACAAAGGAAUUGGCGUGGAUAACAUGCACUAUCUGAAUGAUGGUCUCUGGAAGAUGCUCCGCCUGGACUAACUGUGAAACUGAAAACAAGGGCUGUAGAUGAUUGUGUGAGAGAUAAAAUAGAGGUGACAAACUUGUUGCUGACGAAGCACUUGUGUUGCAAACAUCUUUAAAUAUGUAAGCAUUGUGAUCGAGCCAAUAAAUUCUAUGGAUUGCUUCUUGCACUACUUUAUAUUGUUGGUUCAUUUGCUAACACCCCGCGCGGAUGCACCAAUCGAAUCCAAUCCAAUCCAAUCCUCGGUGUAUUUGGCGGAUGGGGGGAUUGGAUUCUUUUCAUUUUUGAUACUUGAGAGUAGUUUUAUGGUUGUAUCUUGUAUUCCAUGAUCCAGUGUCAUUUGAACAAGUAGAGACAGUGAACACUGAGUUCUAAUUGAACCUU
Andrographis paniculata is the source of this 1133-nucleotide messenger RNA. RefSeq lists its product as uncharacterized. The transcript has 8 exons. Gene Ontology annotation, molecular function: RNA binding. The coding region runs from base 221 to 766 and encodes 181 amino acids. NCBI's taxonomy places the organism in Eukaryota, Viridiplantae, Streptophyta, Magnoliopsida, Lamiales, Acanthaceae. Gene Ontology annotation, biological process: formation of translation preinitiation complex. The record is from RefSeq and is a predicted model, not a curated record.